This is a messenger RNA of Owenia fusiformis, 3844 nucleotides long. NCBI's taxonomy places the organism in Eukaryota, Metazoa, Annelida, Polychaeta, Sabellida, Oweniidae. The record is from the annotation of a GenBank genome assembly.
AUUUUUAGUGAUUGACGAAAUGUAAAAUUGUUGUACAGAACACUAAAUACAAGUACUAUAAAGUCUCCAGCUAACGGCAUCUCGGAAAUAUUGAAAUGAAUUUAUUAAUGUAAUUGAAGAAUAAUAUGCAUCGCAGAGAGACCAGAGAGACGCCUUCAGAACUGGAAAUGAUCAGUACAGUUUUGAGAAAACAUUAGUUACAGUAUAGGAACAAACUCCAGAUAUUUUUAUCAUAUUUAAUAAAUUAACAAAAGUUUGACGUACGUUUGACGCAGUAAAGCUAUCAGUCUGACAUCAAAGAUUUUGGCAAUUGUUUUCAUAUGUGUAAUAUGCCAUUGGCAACAUGAGGCACAUAAGAACAUGGAUUUUUGUAGUUGCGUCCUUCACAAAAGUACGCAAAUUAUUUGUAGCAGUAUGGAUAAUUGGUACAAUAGCAAUGCUUGGAUCAUUCAUGAAAUCUCCCGGUACCUUCUUAUCUAGCAGUGUUUUGACAGAGCGAGAAGAGAUAGAGCAUGUCGAAAGAAAUUCGGCUUAUCGUCAGCAGGAUACCUAUCCUGUUUAUCAACAAGAGUCUAAUGAGGGUACUAAUCAAGAACAAAAGCUUAAUGAGGGCACUAAUAAAGAACAGGUGACUACAGAUGAACAACGACGAUUAAGAAUUUACAUAGAGCAGGUUGAGGCUCGGUACCUCGCCUCUUUACGUGCCAGGCGCAAUCUUGUGUUGGUUAGAGGGAAUGACAAGGUGAUAGACCGGGACUUACCGCUCUAUAAAGAUGCGCUGCUCAAACGUGGGUACGGCGUUGAGGUAGAGACUACCACGGGGAUUCCAUGGAAAGGAUACAAUACUUCAGAUAAACCCGAAAAGAAGGAAGAUUGGUUGUCAGUUAUAUGUAUGAGCUUUACUGAUGGCGAAACUGACUGUAUGCAACGGGAAAACUAUACAGACAUGACCCCAGGACAGACAAUCAACCGCAUUCCUGGAAUAAGAAAAUCCCUAUGGAGAAAAGAUGGUCUCUGUAGAACAAUGAACGCAGUUAGACACAUUCCAGUACUAAGAGAUAGUAACCUAUCACCCUUGUGUUAUAACCUACCUGAACAGCAAGAAUCAUUCCAGUCAAUAUCAAGGCACACACCUAUCUCACCAUGGAUCAUCAAAUCUGUUCUACCCGCGGGGAGUAUACAUCUCUUGUCUCCAACUAGACAACCACUUCUCCGCACAUAUAAGUAUUCAAAGACGCAACCAUCUGUUGUACAGCAGUACAUCAGUAACCCCCUCCUGGUCAAAGGUCUGCCAUUUAGCAUGAGGGCAUUCGUACUCGUUACGUCAUUCUCCCCUCUCAGGGCAUACAUCCAUUCCGAAGGCCUUGUGCAGUUCAGGUACAGCUACGAGCGAAACUUUAAAAAGAUUCCUGGUAAAACUUGGAGUUUUAGCCAGUUGAGAAGAUACGCCAUGAGCAAGUUUAACAUGGAGACUGCACGUGUAAUGUGGCGCAAUAUGGAAAGUGUCAUCAUACAGACCCUCCUAGCAGCAGAACUUACUGUUGUGCAGCAUUAUGAACACUUUGGAACAGCUGAUCAACCAUACGAUUGCAGCCACUGCUUUCAACUGCUUGGUAUUGAUCUGAUAUUCAACUCGUCUUUUCACCCCUCUGUUGUUGAGGUAAAUGGUCAGCCACACAUGCAAGAAGGUGUUGUGGACGUGGGGUUGGACAAUAAUGAUGCAAAACGUAAUGCAGUAGAAGAUCUCGUUUCCCUUGUAUUCUCAACAACGCCUGUCGCCAGUGAUGUCACAAAAGCACUAUUAGCAGUUGCGCCUGAACAAAAAAUCGUUGAAGAGUUUGGUUGUGGUCCUAAUCCUGAACUGUGUCUCACAAAUAAAGAUAUCCUAAGGCUUCUACAUUCCAGAAGGGAAGUGAUCAACAAAGGCAACUUUCAAUUGCUUUAUCCAACACCAGGAGGCAACAAAUACAGCAUACUGAUGCAACAACUACAUGACUUCAACCAGAAGCUGGCAGGAAGUUCUCCACAUGACAACAGCCAUGGCACAUAUACUAUCCAUGCAUUCAUGAGCAAGCUGGCAACGUACUACAGCAAUAUAGACUCAACUGAGGAUGUGUAUUCUGAUGAAUCAACAGAAGCCGUAGAGUUUUCAAAUGAACAACCGCCUGAAACAUUAGUAGAAAAUAUAUUCAUCAACAAAACACAGUCGAAAGACAAAUAUGUAAGGCAUCACUGUGAAGAAGAUCUAACAUCUCUGUCUCUACUAAGCGGCAUAUUCACCGAGCCUGCAAUCGCUCUCAAUUUCUCCCCUACCGUCUACAUCUACGAUAUAGAGGUCGCUUAUGAUGUUCAAGUUGUUAAAAUAUGGGCAUUCGCUAUGAAUUGUCAUUGUGAGGCGAGGACGGAUAGCAAAAUUGGACCAACAAGUCCUACCAACUACACACUCGGUCUUGGAACGAGCACCAUUGCACUCUUUGUAGUAGAUGUAAGCCACACAAAUCCAUGGAUAGUGAAUCGUUAUUUAAUAAAUAUACAUCGUCGGGCCAGGGGACAUCAUCUAGGAAUGUUCCAAGCAAACGACGAGCACGUGGUAUGUCAGCUAAGGCACACGUGUGAUUUAAUGACAUCCAACCUUGAUUCGUGUGGGUUGCAACCAACAGAGCACCUCUCGUGGAGGUCUUCAUUUGAGAAUUAUGGGACCAUGCCCUUGUGUGAGUCGGGAAAUGUACCAGGUGGCUGGCUGGUGCCGUGUCGUGAAGACUGUAGUGACGACAACAACUGUUAUUGGGGAGAGGCAAGAUGGCAACCGGAUGGUUGUAGUUAUGAAAUACUCAACGAACAUCAAACACAAAGCUGUCUUGAUGGAAAAAAGGUGUUAUUUCUUGGUGACUCUACCAACAGAGGUAUCAUGCAUUACAUGAUGGAAGCUGUCAAUGGGACUCUCACUCAGAUUGAUAAGUCCCACGGUAUAGUAGUAUACAACAACCUCAACUUUGGGCGCACUAGUAUGGCAUUUGCUUAUUACCCGCAGUUCUGGCAGCCUGAUGCAAAUAAAAGAAGUUUAGCUGAUACUCUUACAAAGCUCGUCCAAAUGGCUGGCCCAUUGAACAACAACAGUAAUACUGUAUUGGUAGUUGGUGGCGUGAGUUGGCUGAUGACAAAACAUUUUCCUCUUAUUAUUUCCGCGCUCAACAGGAUUGACUUACAGGGAAUUAAGCUGGUCAUAAAGAGCAUGGGCACAACUAAUAUAGAGAAGAUGGAUGUUUCAGAAGCCAUACAACAUAAUGCUGAGCUUACUAGAUGUGCUCAAUUGUAUGGUUUGGAGGUCAUACAAACCUUUCCAAUGGUAUUGUCACGAUACAAGGACUUUCUUCAGGGCAAAUGUGCUUGCCAUUUUCACAAGAUUAAAGAAAUUCAUUCCGACAAACAGGUGGUCCAAGAUUCAAGUUCUAAUAAAUUCCAACAUCUCGUGCGUGGACAGACAUCGUUAAAUGACCACGUGACGUAUCACGUGGAUGGAGAUGUUAACGCCGCCUAUUCAAAUAUACUUUUAAAUAUGCUGUGUCAGCAUAAACAUUCAUAACUAAUCAAAAUGAUUAUUAUUAAUGUGGAGCUCAGUCAUUUAAAACCUAGAAAGUAAUUUAUCAUGAGAUAUCGUAUAUGAUAUCUAAAUUCCAAAUUAGGAAUCAGGGUACCGAAAUAAAUAUACGAAUUAUAAACUGUUAUUUUCAACUGUGUAUUAAAAGUGUCAAAACAGAGUAUCAAUAUAACUACAGGGUAGUGUAUAGUGAGAAGAAGAAAGUGUCGUCCUUAAAAAAGUGACCACCUUGCCGGGCCUGUUCUA